AUGCUGGAGGAGGAAGAUGAGCAACAUGUUGAGCACGACAAGGGGCCAGCAAGAGAUGAAGAUAGCAAUGACUCCACGAUUGAUGGAGGUGAAGAAGAGGACAACGAUGAUGACAAGGAUCAAGGGGCUCGUCCAAUCAAUUUGGAGAAACGACAGGGAGUUCAAGUGGGACAACACAAGGAAGUUUCAGGAGGCUUGCCAUCUGAAAUGAAAGCAGGGAGAUCGGUGAAGAGCAUUCCACCCAUGCAGGAGGGUGAAACCUAUAUAUUCUAUCCAACUGGUAAGCAUCACCAUACCGCCAGCAAAGAUCUGAAGAGGUACCCUUGUUUGAUUAAUAUCAUGCUGAGGCACACUCUGGUACCUAAGGUGGGAAAUUCUGACAAGGUUCGCUUUCCAUGCUAUGAAGUCAUUCGGGCCAUAAAGACUGGGGAUAAGCUGAAUAUGAUUGAGUGGAUGGCUGCUAAAAUGGUGGAUUUGCAGCUUGACAAGAGAGGUGCCUUGGUUUUCCAGCCAUACAUCAUGGUGUUGAUCAGGAACAAGGUUGACUUCCUAGGUGUUGAGGAGGUUGUGCACAAACCCUUUCGGCCGCAUAGCAACAACAAGAAAUUCCUACAGCGGGAGGCCUCACCACCAUCCGAGGCUCCAUUGCCGCUAAUUGAGCAGCCAGAGCUUGACGUCGCAGGAUCAGCUGAGGGAGAUGCUAGUGGCUUGGAUGAUAGGUUCACUAAACAGGAGCAGUAUCUUGAGGAGAGCUUUGUUGAUCUGGUCAUGGCCACAGUGAACGGUUUGGCUGAUCAGAUCGAUGGCCAAAAGUUAACAGAUCCUAUAUCGAUCCAGGCUCGUCCGGUGCUUCCAAGUCUACAGAUGGGUUUCACUUCUCCACCAGGUGCCCAGUUUGCAGGAAAUGGGUACAUAUUACGGAGAAAGGGCUCAAUGGCUGGAGGGCUGGAUCAAAUGGAACACGUGCACCAACCGGCAGCAGCGCUGCUGUCCACGAGGGAUAGUGAUACGAUUCGCAAGAGGAUCAUGCCAGGGAUCAAUAGAAUCCGCAUUACAAGAGAAGGGGGAGGUCGACACCAAGAGAGGAGAGGGGCAGCAUCUUCACGUAAAAGAGAGGGGAAAGAUAUUGCUGCUGCAUUCAUGAAAUUGAAGAGCAAGAGAGAAACUAAUGGUAUAAAGGAGCAGGGUGUGUCAAGGAAAUUAAGAGAGGAAUGA
Miscanthus lutarioriparius is the source of this 1215-nucleotide messenger RNA. The record is from the annotation of a GenBank genome assembly. Lineage: Eukaryota; Viridiplantae; Streptophyta; Magnoliopsida; Poales; Poaceae.